CCCUGCUGGAACGCGGAGCUGCCGAGCGGGCUGUCGGCCAUUUUGUGAAGCGGCGAAAGAGGUGGUGGCUGCUGUGGGCUCCGGGAAGCCGUUCGGGCUGGGGCUGUCGGCCGCGGGGCGGAGGCACUCGCGCGGGGGGUAACUCGGGUCUGGGUUCGGGUGCCGCGCAGCUCUCCCCGGAUUGACUUGGCCUCUACUUCUUGUUAAGAAAAUACAUCUCUUGUUUUAUCAGGUGUGUGUGGUUUCAGCGCAGCAUGGCUGUGGUCAUCCGUUUGCAAGGUCUCCCAAUUGUGGCGGGGACCAUGGACAUUCGCCACUUCUUCUCUGGAUUGACCAUCCCUGAUGGGGGCGUGCAUAUUGUAGGGGGUGAACUGGGUGAGGCUUUCAUCGUUUUUGCCACUGAUGAAGAUGCAAGGCUUGGUAUGAUGCGCACAGGUGGUACAAUUAAAGGGUCAAAAGUAACACUUUUGUUGAGUAGUAAAACGGAAAUGCAGAAUAUGAUUGAACUGAGUCGUAGGCGUUUUGAAACUGCCAACUUAGAUAUACCACCAGCAAAUGCUAGUAGAUCAGGACCGCCACCUAGCUCAGGAAUGGGUGGCAGGGUAAACUUGCCUACAACAGUACCUAACUUUAAUAAUCCUUCACCCAGUGUAGUUACUGCCGCUACAUCGGUUCAUGAAAGCAACAAAAACAUACAGACAUUUUCCACAGCCAGCAUAGGAACGGCUCCUCCAAAUAUGGGGGCUUCUUUUGGGAGCCCAACGUUUAGCUCAACCAUUCCAAGCACAGCGUCUCCAAUGAACACAGUCCCACCACCACCAAUUCCUCCAAUCCCAGCGAUGCCAUCUUUGCCACCAAUGCCGUCCAUUCCCCCAAUACCAGUUCCUCCUCCGGUACCUACAUUGCCUCCUGUGCCUCCUGUGCCCCCAAUCCCCCCAGUCCCUUCUGUGCCACCCAUGACCCCACUGCCACCCAUGUCAGGCAUGCCACCCUUGAACCCGCCACCUGUGGCACCUCUACCUGCUGGAAUGAAUGGCUCUGGAGCACCUAUGAAUCUGAACAAUAACCUGAACCCUGUGUUUCUGGGUCCAUUGAAUCCUGUUAACCCUAUCCAGAUGAACUCUCAAAGCAGUGUGAAACCACUUCCCAUCAACCCCGAUGAUCUGUAUGUCAGUGUACAUGGUAUGCCCUUUUCUGCAAUGGAAAAUGAUGUCAGAGAUUUUUUCCAUGGGCUCCGUGUUGAUGCAGUGCAUUUGUUGAAAGAUCAUGUAGGUCGAAAUAAUGGGAACGGAUUGGUUAAAUUUCUCUCCCCUCAAGAUACAUUUGAAGCUUUGAAAAGAAACAGAAUGCUGAUGAUUCAACGCUAUGUGGAAGUUAGUCCUGCCACAGAGAGACAGUGGGUAGCUGCUGGAGGCCAUAUCACUUUUAAGCAAAGUAUAGGACCUUCUGGACAAACCCAUCCCCCACCUCAGACACUUCCCAGGUCAAAAUCGCCCAGUGGGCAGAAAAGGUCGAGGUCAAGAUCACCACAUGAGGCUGGUUUUUGUGUUUACUUGAAAGGGCUACCAUUUGAAGCAGAAAACAAACAUGUCAUUGAUUUUUUUAAAAAGUUGGAUAUUGUGGAAGAUAGUAUUUAUAUCGCUUAUGGACCCAAUGGGAAAGCAACUGGUGAAGGCUUCGUAGAAUUCAGAAAUGAGGCUGACUAUAAGGCUGCUCUGUGUCGUCAUAAACAAUACAUGGGCAAUCGCUUUAUUCAAGUUCAUCCAAUUACUAAGAAAGGUAUGCUAGAAAAGAUAGAUAUGAUUCGUAAAAGACUGCAGAACUUCAGCUAUGACCAGAGGGAAAUGAUGUUAAAUCCGGAGGGGGAUGUCAGCUCUGCCAAAGUCUGUGCUCACAUAACAAAUAUUCCAUUCAGCAUUACCAAGAUGGAUGUUCUUCAGUUCCUAGAAGGAAUCCCAGUGGAUGAAAAUGCUGUACAUGUUCUUGUUGAUAACAAUGGGCAAGGUCUAGGACAGGCAUUGGUUCAGUUUAAAAAUGAAGAUGAUGCACGUAAGUCUGAACGCUUACACCGUAAAAAACUUAACGGGAGAGAAGCUUUUGUUCAUGUAGUUACUCUAGAAGAUAUGAGAGAAAUUGAGAAAAAUCCCCCUGCCCAAGGAAAAAAAGGGUUAAAGAUACCUGUGCCAGGUAAUCCUGCAGUUCCAGGAGUGCCCAGUGUGGGAAUGCCCAAUGCGGGAAUGCCCAGUACAGGAAUGCCCGGUACGGGAAUGCCCGGUGCGGGAAUGCCUGGUACAGGAAUGCCCGGUGCUGGAAUGCCUGGUGCCGGAAUGCCCGGUGCCGGAAUGCCUGGUGCGGGAAUGCCCGGUGGAGGAAUGCCUGGUGCAGGAGGUGAAGAACAUGCCUUCCUGACUGUAGGAUCUAAGGAGGCCAACAAUGGGCCUCCAUUUAACUUUCCUGGUAAUUUUGGCGGGUCGAAUGCCUUUGGGCCACCACUCCCUCCUCCAGGAUUAGGAGGGGCCUUUGGUGAUGCUAGGCCUGGUAUGCCUUCAGUUGGAAAUAGUGGUUUGCCUGGUCUAGGACUGGAUGUUCCAGGUUUUGGAGGUGGACCAAAUAAUUUAAGUGGGCCAGGAUUUGCAGGAGGCCCUCAGAAUUUUGGAAAUGGCCCUGGUAGUUUAGGUGGCCCCCCAGGUUUUGGAAGUGGCCCUCCUGGUCUUGGAAGUGCACCUGGGCAUUUGAGUGGGCCGCCAGCCUUUGGGCCUGGCCCUGGGCCUGGGCCUGGCCCAAUUCACAUUGGUGGACCCCCUGGCUUUGGAUCUAGUUCUGGAAAACCAGGACCAACAGUAAUUAAAGUGCAGAAUAUGCCCUUUACUGUGUCUAUUGAUGAGAUUUUAGAUUUCUUUUAUGGCUAUCAAGUGAUCCCAGGCUCAGUGUGUUUAAAAUACAAUGAAAAAGGUAUGCCCACAGGCGAAGCCAUGGUGGCCUUUGAAUCUCGGGAUGAAGCCACAGCCGCUGUCAUUGACUUAAAUGACAGACCUAUAGGCUCAAGGAAAGUAAAACUUGUCUUAGGGUAGCUGUUCACAUCAAUUCUUUAUAGGGUAGAUCUUCAUAGUGCUGUGAUUAAUGCAUCCAGAUUGUUUUCCUAGUAUUUCCAGGUUAGAACCUGUGGAUUGUUUCAAUUGCAUAUAGAUUGGUUUCUAUAACAUAGAGCAUUGGUUGACUGUUUACAGAAGAUUCACUACCAGUAUAAAUAUUGCUGUAUGUUACAGUAAAGCUAUCUGGAGAGAACACAAAAAUGAUUUUGGCAUACCAUUAGAGAAACCAUUUGUAAAACACAAAUGACCAUAUAAAGCUUAUCAAGGAGUCUCUAGAUUGGUUUUGUUUUAUAUCAUAUGAGAUGAAGAAAAUAGAAAUGUCAAUAGAGCUCAUUAAGGGUGCUCUUGCCAGCUGCUGAAAAAUAGAAGUUGGCUACUCUUGGAAUUUGGUUUAAAGCUGGACAGAUUUGCUUUGUUAUAGGGUCAAAGCUUUGUCUAAAGUCCUCAUUUUCUUUUAAAAUUGAAUAAAAUCUCUGUAUACAGAUUCACUGUAUGUACCUUUAUUGCUUCUUGAGGGUUCUUGCUGUAUAGACAGUCCUGCUUCUGAAGUUGCUGCUUUUUUGUUUGCCUAAUUGACUCAUUUGUAAAUGAGCAGAACUGUUCUUGUUGUUGUUGUUUUAAUAUAAAAUUCCACACUUGGUUUGUGCUAUAACCUUGAACUUUGAUUUCUAAUGUCACACUUAAAACUGUGUGAAAUAAGUACUUUUGCCACAAAAAUAAAAUAUGGAGUCCUCUACCUACCAGAGCCUUUUUGGUUUGACCGCCACGUUUUAGUUUAGUCAGUUUAAAAAUUGUUCAUGUUGUUUGGAUGGCAUCAAAAACCCGAAACCACUUGUAAUAAUCAUUGCUUAAGAUGCUGGAUUUGAAGUCCUUUCCAUGAUGGACUGAUAUUCUGGCAAUUUUGUUCUGUCCCAAAUUUGUGUGAAAUUUUGGCCUGUAACUAAACAAAGAGGGUCCAUUUAUAAGAAAGAGCAUUAUUAUAUCUAGUUUUGUUUUUUUUUUAACUGAAGUUGAAAUUGUUAGCUUUGUUAGCAAUAGUGUUAUAGAAUAAAAGAUCCAUAAGUGGUUCCAUAGAUGUGCAUUUAAUCCUGUUACUUUGGGGGCUUUUUGGUCUAGUUGUUUGAUCAGGAGCCUAUUUAUAAAGAUUCUUCAUAAGGAGUACAAGUGCAGAGUACAAGUGCAGCUGCCAGAGGGGAGAGAAUUGAGACUCUUUGCCCUUUCAUACUCUUUUCUUUGGCAUUCAGGACACUAAGGCAGGAGGACCACAUGGGUUCUGGUUGGUAAGUGUCCUUGUCAUGAAAACAUUUGCCUUACAACAUCCUGCUCACUGAUACAAAAGGCUCUACUUAUGGUUACUUUCCUUCUUAGUUAAAAUGCUCUAAAGAUGUGUCACAUUAUAUUAUAAACAUAUGGAAUGGGAGAUUGGUGAGAUAUCAUGAAAAACAAAUUUUGUCUUACUUGGGCCUCUGUCUUGGUUUGAAACAUUCCCAACAUUUCUUGCAAAUCAAUGUACUUACAAAGGGGUCAGCCUUUUAAAAGAAGUAUUUCCUGUUAAAAAAAAAAAAUAGUGCCUUUUUGGUGUUGCAAGUCAGUGGAACACUGAAAUACAGAGUCUCGUAUAAUUUAGAGUUAAGAGUGGUAACAGUUUCAUUUGUGUGAUAAGAUUUGGAGAGACUUUUCAUCACUACAAUCUUAGAGGAUUGACAGUACAGGAUUUUUUGUUUAGGGAGAGGAUUAUUUAGACUUUCAAAGAAGACAUGGCUGUGUUGUGGGUCUUUUGACAAUUCAUGAAUGCAUAUUCGCUUUGACAGAUCACUAGAUACUGCCUCCUCAACUAAAAAAGCAAUAUGAUGUUUAUAUAUGCUGUUCAAUUUAAGUUUUCUAUUAAGUAAUCAUUUCUCAUUCCAAAGACCAAGUGCAGAAAACUUCAGCGCUGCUUGGGAGUCUUAUUUCAACUGCAGUUUAUUUUCCCCAUUGGAGAGCUGACUAUUUUCAUUUUAGAAAAAUGGGUUGUUUGAAGAUGAAAGCCUUUUAUCUUUUUUCCACAGUUUAUUUUGGUUAUAUGUUCGUACAAUCUUAUUAAAUAUUUCAUAUACUUUAUUGCAACUACUUUGUUAUUUCUACAUCUCAGAUAAAUGCUGAAAAGGAAAACUUGAUUUCAUUGUUCAUCAAAUUAAAUAAAUUAAGAAAAUAGUGGUUUGUGUAGAAAUUGGAGAGAACUGUGUUUCAUAUUUGGUUGAGUCACAACAGUGCUUCUCGUUGUGAAAUGUAAUUAAAUGCUUUGCCCUCUGGAACUUGAUUUUUGUGUAUCUGAGACUUAUUAAUAUAGUGCUAACUGCUAAGCAUACUGUUCAUCUUGUUCUGGGCAUUGGAGUUUGAGUUUUAAAAAAUUCUUGAAAAUAUGCUCUGUGAAAUUAUUCAUACCUCUCUUCCUGCAAAUUUUCUUAUAACUAGGUUUGGGGUAAAAAUGAAUUUCUUUCUCAUUUGCUUUGUAUGGUAUGAAGGAUUUGUAAAGCUUUGCUUAAAGUUGUGUGCAUUUGUAAACACUAUCAUGAUAUUUUCAAUUUUCUGUGUAAAUUUUGUCUGUUUUUGGUGACAUGAACGGAAGAGAAUCUUUUCCUUUAGGAUUAAUUCCCUCCCCACCCCCUUGCUGGGGUGUUUUGGUUUUUUUAGUUUAAAGGAUUAGAGAAAUCUACAAAAUGUAUUUUAUAAAUAAGCAAUUUUGUAAACUUUUUCUGAACUCGGGUGAAACGUUUAGUUCACAAGCAAAAUUUGGAGGUGUAUUCUGUGUUUAAUACUGUAGUUUGGAUGUAUAAUUAUUAGUGGUGUUUUUUUUUUUGUUUGUUUGUUUUGUUUUUUUUUGUUUUUUUAACGCAACACUGUUAAGUGAAAUGUAGUUCCUAGCUUUGUGCUCCAAGUUGUCAAAGCAUCAACCGUGAAAAUUGCAUUAGGAAACUUUUUAUUCACAAUUUCAGAGAGUAAUGUUCAGUGUAAUUAGGUCAGUCUUAACACACUGGAUGAAAAUCUAGGGCCGUGUAUGUACGUAAGCAAACAUACCUUGGAUAAAAUAAGGAUCCAUGAAAGCCUUAAUCAAACUCAAAGUCCUUUUUAUUGGAUUCUGUCAUUGUGUACAGGCGUGGGUCAAGUGUUUAAAAAUAAAUCCACUCAUCAAUUUCAAGAACAUUUAAAAAUGAGUAAAGAAACUGUAAAGUUGCUGCUAGUUAAAUCUUCUGUAAGAAUUCCUGGCAGUGAUCACUUUUAAAACUUUCCCACUCUUGCAAAAUUACCACAUUUAAGUAGUUUUACCGGCAGUUCUACAGUAGUCCAAGCUUUAGAAACCAAACACAAUAAAACGAUUCAUUGCCAGUAUGGCCACAACAUUGCCAGCAAAUACUGCCUUGGCAUCAUUCAGCAGAGGUUUUUGUUUAUAAAGAUGAAGUCUUGAAUACUGUUCAAUAAACUUGUCACAAAAUAAAAGAGGCUGAUGCUUUUAAUGCUUUACACAAGAGUACUCUAUUGAGCUAUACCAUCAGGGUUUUUUGUUUAUUUGUUUUGUUUUGUUUUUAACUCCUACAAAUACUUUGUGCCUUUGGAAAGAUGGAUUUGGUGAUCUUGGAGGUAACCAUUGUUGCUUAUCCUUGUCUGCUAAUGCUGAAGUGUGGAAAGAAGAUACCUGGAACGGCAGGGAGGAAACUUGAUUCUAGGUCAAAUCUGUGGUAUCCACCUUUUCAGACUUUUAUCUUGUGUGCUUUGCUAGCAAGCCACUUCGUUAUGUGGACUCAGAAAGUAUGAGAAACCAGAUCUUUUUACAGAGGGAGUCUUAAAGGGGGCUGUGAAUUGUCUUUUUAAAAAACUGAUUAAGAAAUGGAAAAAAAUCUUCAGAAUGCAUUGUCAGUUGCACAUACUUCUAAAGCUUUUUCUUUUUUGUUUACUUAUUCUUGUAUGAGUAUGUGAGGUGUUUUGAGGUGUGGGAGAGGAAUCAAAAAUACUGCUGCUUUCUGACAUUGAUGCUCUGGUUUUGUCCCUUCCACAUUUGUUCAACUGCUAAAAAAAAUUAGCAAAUGAAAAGUUUCCAUAAACUCCAGAGGCCUUAAAAAAAUCUGGAUUGGAGUUGCAGAUAAACUAGUGGGCUAUUUCUUUAACCAAAGCUCUUGAAUAAUAUAACUUUUACCUUUAUCACGAAAGUUUUUAGUCUGUUUUGAGUUUCAAUACUGAAGUUGUUUUAGAGGGGUUUAGACUUAAACAUACUUAAUUCCAGGUGGUUGCUGAACUGUUCUAAAAUUAUGACGGUUUGACUAAGCAUUUGAAAAAUCACAGGGUGAAAUCAGCUGCCUACAGAUACCCAGAAUGGCCUUUACCAUCUUAAAGGGAUAGACCGUAUGCUAAUAAUACAUUUCGUUUUCUUGUUCAGGAGAGAGCCCUCACUUUGACUCAUUGUUGUCUGCUUUCCAGUGUUUUACAGCAAGAAGUGGUUUAUCAGUUUGUGCAUCGCCACCAUUCUCCUUACCCCCCAAAAGUAGAGCUUUUAUGGGAUAUGAGAAUCCGAAUCUAAGAAUAUGCUUUUUAAUUAAAAAAUUGUUUGGUGUCAGUUUUGUCUUUUUAGUAUAAAAUCUGAUAGAUUGCAUUGACUUAUCUAAAAUGUUCUGGAAAGAGUAUACUCUGGUGGUGGCACAAUUCUUUGAUGCUAUAGUGACUUUUCUGGAAAACCCCUUCUGUUUGUACCUGUUCAUGUAAAUGUUAAUUCUUUACUGUGCUUCCUGGAUUUAUUCUUGUUGCCUUGAGCUACUUUAUGCCAGAUGAUCUCAGAAGCUUCUUAGAAUAUGGCUCCUUUUCUGGAUCAGCGUAACUAACAAUGAGCAACUAAGGUGGCACUGCUUUUCUACAUAUUGCUCUACUACUGAAGAGUACAGAAGGGGCAAAAAAAAAUAAAGCCACUUGAUGAAAGCAUUCUAGCCCCAGGGGCAGAAAUCUGGUGGCAGGAAAUAGUGCUGAGGCAAAUCUCAUUAGCUGUUAUCUUUGAAUUCUUUUAAGAGGCCCAGGAACCUUUCCCUAGUGAAAAUGUUGAUAGUUAAAUCAUAGAUACUAAGAAAAGUUGUAGAGAAGUGGCUAAAUGACACAACAGACAUUGGAAUUGGCAUCCCAGCUGAACCAGACAUCUGGAUUCUGAUUUUAGUAACUUAAUAUUUCAAGUCAUUUUUCCCAGUCAGCCAAAGGCUGUUUCAUGUUGAGAGAAGGAGGAGGUGACUAUUUGGGGAAAAUAGAGGUAUGACCAGCAGUGGAACAUAAUUCAAUAUGGACAGAGUCAGAUGUUGAAGAAUUGUAACAGUCCCAGGAGUAAGUUGUGCUAUAUUCAAACAGGCUGCCCUUAGUGUUUGAUUCUCUCUACAUUCUGAUACUGCCUGUUUCCCGCCUUUUACCUGCUUACAAUACUAAAUCUGCUGGUAACCAGGGCCAUGAGUUUCUCACUGCUAUCUCUGUAGUCUAGACUCUUAAUGGUGGGGGGCUGGGGGGGGGGAGAUGUGACCUCACUCACCAUUCUUCAUAAAUAAGAUUUGUCAUUUAAGCAUUUGUGCUACAUACCAAAUGUAACAACCACAUUGUGCUACCAUAAGUCACCUGUUAGUCCUUGCAGAGUGGGGAAGGUUUAAGGGUAAAGAAAUUCAGCUACUUUAUUAAGGGAUCUUAAAUCAUACUAACUGGUGCUGUUGCUGAUUUCAUUUUCCUUUUGUUCCACUUGGAAGUGAGUUAAUGCCAUCCUCCACUACACUCCCCCACAUACAGUGUUGCUGUACAGAGAUGGUCAUGUCCUUUAUACAGAACUCGCUUUCUGUGGUGUGGGCCUAUGGGACCAUCAGGGUCCCUCUGCUAUAAAUCUGGCUAAAGUGGAAAGACUAAUGCAGCUCUUUCUGAAGUAGAUGCUUCCAGUUACCUUGCUUUGAUGAUCAUUGAAUUGACAGGUUGGAAUUGGAAAUGUCUUUUGCCUCUAAGCUUUUAAGACCGUUUCACAUGGAUAAUCAGCUUAGCCCUAGCAGUAACCCAUGCUAACUAAAUUUUUUGAGCAGUGUUAUGCGCCCAGUACUUCCAUGCUGUGGUAGAAAAGGAAACAAAAUAAAAUGCCUGUUCUUAAAGACCUAAGGUCUUAAAUUAUACAAGUAAGUGCUCCAUUGUACUUGUGCAUGUACAGGGUACACUCAUGUCCCACAGGAAAUGGAUAAAGGGUUUCCUGGCCAGUUGCUAAAUGGUCAGACAGAACAAGUGUAAUGGAAGCCUUGUGUGUAAGCUGAGGGAAGGCAUGAUCUCUAACCAAGGUUCUUGGGGACGUAAUAUUAAUUUAGUAAAACGAAAUGAUUAAUUGUGUGCGGGAACACAGUGGCACUACCUAAAAUGGUAUUUGUUCUGGAGGCUCUUAAAAUUGUUCCAUAACAGUGUAGCCUGAGUGGUGUGACUGAGCUGAAUGGUGAGUAAGGCAGGCAGGUAAGGGUUGGUACUAGGAGUGUCCUGACCUAGCAGAGGGAUAGAAUCUUUUAUCUUUUUAAUGACCUUUUGACUAGCUGCCGUAUACCACUUCUUAUAAACAAAUGGCCUAAUAAGACAUUCAUAAAUGGUCCAGAAUUAAGUGAAUUCCUCCAUCAAUUUAACCAGUUGUAUAUAGUUGACUAUCUGAAAUUCAUUCUUUUCUAGUUUUACAUUGAUUUGAUAUUUUUAGCUUUUCUGAAUGAGAUGUCCACUACUUUGUUCUUGUUAUUCCAGAUCAGCACUGUCCAGUAGAGUUUUGUCCAAUGGAAAUGUUCUCAUCUGCAUUCAUAUGCUGAUUAUUAGCCACUGUAGUAGCUACUUUUUUUUAAAAAAGUUUAUUUAUUUUGAGAGAGAGGGAGAGUGAAUUCCAAGUAGGCUCCACUGACAGUGCAGAGCGAGACAUGGGGCUCCAUCCCACCAACCAUGAGAUUAUGACCUGAGCUGAAAUCAAGAGUUGGACCACUUAACUGACUGAGCCACCCAGGUGCCCCUGUAGUAGCUAGUAUUAAAUUUAAUAAGCCACAUGUGGCUAGUGGCUACUGUAUCAAACAGCACAAUUCUACGUUCACAGAACAACAGAAAAUUUGCUUUUCCAUGUCUGAUCUUUGGAGAUUCCCCAUGUUAGGCAACACUGUCCAAUAGAAAUAAGAGUCACUUACACUAAUUAAAUUUUUCUAGUAGCCACGAAAAAGGUAAAACAAAACAAAAAAAACAAGUUAAUAAUACAUUUUAUUUAACUCAGUAUAUCCUGAAAUGUUACCAUUUCAGUAUAUACUCUAAAAAUUAUUGAGUUUUUUUACCAAAUUUUUAAUGUGUAUUUUAUAGCAUAUUGUGAUUUGAACUAAGCAUAUUUCAGGUGCUCAAUAUCCGCUUGUGGGUAGGAGGCCAUCCUUUUGGACAGUACAGAUUUAGAAUAUAAGAAAAGUUAUCCCCUGUCAUUUCUCUUAGCUGUGCUGCCUCUUUCAGCUGUGUGUUUACUUUUGAGUAUUUGAAUUUUGUUGUGUUCCUCCUAACCUUUCCCCUUCCUCUUAUGUUGGCAUGUUUUUUUGAGGCAGUUUAUUUGCCUCAGUUAACAUUUUUAUGGGCUACAGUUACCUUUUUCACUGACUAACUAGGUCUUACAUUAUAAACUUAUUAAUCCUGCAUCAGAAUCCAGCAGCAGAAGUAGAAUCUUUUCCCUUCUCCCCACCCCACCCCAUCCUACAUCCCAUCUACAGUGGCAAGUGGGCAGAUCAGUGUGUGUCUGUAAUGUGGUUUCCUUAUUGUUCAAGUCCUCUCUUUUAUUUCCCAACUUCUCUAACAUACAAAUUCUGAAGAAUAACCCAUUUUAAGACCUCCUGUGUAUCCCAAGUGGAUUUAUUCCAGUAAGGGGUGCUUGCAUUAUGAACAGUAGGUAGGUUUCUUUUUCUAAGGCUCUGGUCUGCUGCUGUUCACUCGGCUUCUUUAUACCAUACCUCACAUUGCACACUGGAAAUGCACUCGCUCUUACCAAUACCCUUUUCCUGGAGUUGCUCAGGAAGGUGGUCCAGUACUGUUGUCUUCUACACUAUGCAGGCAAUAGGCAGGAGUCUCGUUAAAAGAAGGUAGAUUAAAAGAAUGUAGAUUCCAGCAUUGUGGGCUGGUGGGCAGAAUUGGCGGCCUAGUAGGUGUUCUAUGUAAAUUUUGGUAUAAAUCACAUUUUCCUGAGUUCUACCUUGCAGAAUUUGUGCUUGUUAUUUAAAGUUUAUUUCUUUGAUAAGUCCUAUAAACGUGGAGUCUAGCAGUUCCUGUAUUCCUGCCCUGAUGGACAAAUAGAACAUGUGGUAGAUGCAGAAUUAUUUUCCAUCAGUGUAUAAGUCUAGUUGGUACAGGUCAUGGGAAGAGACCACAUGAGUCUCACUGCUCAUGUGGAGUGGCCAGGUGGAUUUCAGAUUGGACUGGAUUGCAAGGUGUGAGCUGUUGCUAAAAUGGGUGGAAAAGAACACAUUUUUAGGCAGUUUGGUUGUGGUUCAUUAGUUAUCGUGUGUCCCAGGGCUAAUCAUUUCCUUUCUCUGGUCUUAGUGUUUUAGAAAAUUAGAUUAAGCUAGAUAAUCUGAUUAUACCCAGUUUCAAGCUUCUGUGAGCCUGUGUACCCAGCCUUUCUGUUUCUGGAAGUUUGUAGGUAAUAUGAACCUUAAAACUGAAGAAAGGCCAGUGGAACUCAAAAUUUUGGUCUGGUGAUGGCUCUGCUGCUUUUUCUGAGUGUGACAGCAGUCUCACACUGCAGCUUGAGAAUUUCAUUAGGAGAGAAAAGUAGGGAGGGCCUUCAUUCCUGCCAGUUAGGUCCUCUGGGGCAGGUGGACCAGCAACAUUUUUCUUGGUUGUCCCAUGAACCGACAAGUUUGAUGAUGAUGCCACAAAAGGAUCCAUUUAUGAGUACUGAGAAUAGGAUCAGUUAACACAUUAUUGGGCACUUACUGUAUUAGUGUCAGGCAGGGCAUACUUUUCCAUCGUUGGCCUCAUUUAAUCCUCAAAAUAACCCUGUAAAGUUGGCACUAUUGUUAUUAUCCCCACCUUACAAUUGGGGGAAAUCCAGGGGAAAAGAAGCAAAGUGACUUGCUCAGUUUCAUUAAUAGUAAGGAUAAGCAGAUAAUAUUCAAUCAUAAGCUGUCUGCAUGACUCCAGAGGCAGAGCUCCUCCUUUAACUAGUGCCUGUCCCUUAUUUUGGGAGAUGUGAAGGGCCACUGGCAGCACCCUUCUGUCAGGGGUCUUGAGCUUGCUGGGGAAGGGACUCUGACCUUGCUCCAAUACUCUUUAUUUUGAAGUAGGCAGUUGGAGGCUUUGUGUAAACACAUCAGAGUCCUAGGGCACAGAACUCCCACCAGUACAGUCCUAUUUUGCUUGAAGGCUACGUGUUCUUCCUCAGUUUGCUUCUUUCCCCCCUAUCAAAUUCACUCCUCAAGCUAGGUUCUUUUUGAAUAGUUGGACACCAGUUGUAUUUGUUCAACUUUUGAUAAGUCUUUUGGGGAUAUUGAUGUAGUUUGACUUUCAAACUUUUUUGACUGUCACAGAAUAUAGUCACAGGAGAAACCCUGUGACUGUUUAUUGUACCAUAUUUUCCCCCCUUUUCACUUUUUGUGUGGCAUUCACAUUUUAAGCUUUAUAGUAUUGCCAAAUACAGUGGCAACCAGACUUCUAAGUAUCAUAUGGAUCUAAACCAAAUUAUUGCUUAACAUUUUAGUUUUAAACACAAUUUGAGUAGCCUAUGGUCAUAUGUAUUAAUAAAGACUGUGUAGUUUUAUAGUAAGGAUUUUUAAGUAAGGAUUUACAUAUUUUGUUCAGUUUGUGACCUGUGAGGCUGUCUUUGGGGCUGCUAAUUUAAAUUUGGGAAAUCUCUGUGUUAUACAGAAGGAGAAGCAGGGGUUAAAGAAAAACUUGUCUACUGUAUCCAUGUCUCUUGAUGAGGCAGAGAAGGAAAGGAACAGUGGUGGUGGGCAUAGUUUGUCUUUUUAAUCUGAAGGGAAAGGAGUAUUCCAUCCGUGGUGUUCUGCCCAUUGGGAGCCUGUGGAGAAUUUCCUGAUUGGCUUUCAGGACUUGAUCUAGCAUCUGAGCUGCUCCAGCAUGCCAAGGUAGGCAACAGGAGUGUGAGCAUGGCUUUGGUUUGUUGGAGUGAUCCUGCCACCCAUACAUUUUGGUGCUCUAUUCUCCUCUUCGAAGCCCGAAAAUGGGAUUGAAAUCUGUUUUUUUUUUUUUUCUUUGUUAGGACUUUGGGAAGGGAAGAGGGCAGUGUAGUUCCUAAACAUGAAGGAGUGCUCAACUGGCACUGAAUGGAUCCAGGUGGAUCCAGGAGAACAGAUCUGUUCUUGGAAUUUUGAAGGGCAGAGUUAGAAUCUCCAAGGCAGGGCAGGGGAUGCCAUAGAAAACAAAGGACAAGUUACUCCCUAUUGGCAAAGUGGGAUUCCCUAUCAACAAUAAUAAACUGGCUAGCUGCGGGAAGGGAAGCCCUGAUUUUUAAGAUUUGCCCCAUCUCUGUGGCUUAAACCUAAACCUUUACCAAAUUCACUUACAAAAUUAUGUCAUAUGUAC
This is a messenger RNA of Panthera uncia (snow leopard), 13652 nucleotides long. RefSeq names its product RNA-binding protein 12. Gene Ontology annotation, biological process: regulation of canonical NF-kappaB signal transduction; regulation of RNA splicing; cellular response to calcium ion. Gene Ontology annotation, molecular function: RNA binding; calcium-dependent phospholipid binding. The transcript is spliced from 3 exons. NCBI's taxonomy places the organism in Eukaryota, Metazoa, Chordata, Mammalia, Carnivora, Felidae. Gene Ontology annotation, cellular component: nucleoplasm; plasma membrane; ribonucleoprotein complex. The record is from RefSeq and is a predicted model, not a curated record. Bases 255 to 3071 code for a protein of 938 amino acids.